Molecule: messenger RNA, 548 nt
Organism: Dentiscutata erythropus
Lineage: Eukaryota; Fungi; Glomeromycota; Glomeromycetes; Diversisporales; Gigasporaceae
Source: the annotation of a GenBank genome assembly
GAAUCCCAACUCGCAAUGAUAUAGUUGCAGAAAAUGACGAGGGUUUGUCUGCAAUUCUCAAUAAUGCUUUAGCUAAAAGAGAAAAGAUCUCUUUUAUGGCUAUUGAUUUUGAGGAAUUAUCAGAAAAAAUAGGUAAAAAAAAUCAUUAUGUUUUACGUCUUUAUGGCUCUCUCAUCAAUGGCCAAAAAGCGGUAGUUACUCUUACGGGAAUCCAGAUUUUCUUUGAUAUACUUGUACCUGAUAAUGAAACUAUAAAUGAGUUUAGGAUAAAAAUAGAUGAAAUUCUUAGUAAUAUGAUAAACAUCUAUAAAAUAGAACAUAUUAAGGCCUUUCUCUUGCAUGGUUAUCAUACAGAAAAAAAGUCAUAUUUACAAAUUUUUAUACUCGGUAGUGGGGAUAGAAAGAAAGCUCUCCAAGCUAUCCAAGAUAACAAUUUUGAAACCGCUUCAGAUGAUAUGUUCUCAUUCCACCGUAAAAUAGCUAGAGAAAAUGGAAUUGCGAUUUCUGGUUGGUCUAUGAUAAGCAAAAGAUCUAAAAAUAAUAAGUAA